CAACGAUUCUUCCUGCGGUUGUGCCCCCACAGCGUUUUCGGCCCCGCAUGUCAGUGAGCGUGGUAACCAUACCCUUGUACGUGACAACACGUUAUCCGGAAAGUGGAAACUGACGUCAGGGAAGCUGCCGUAGAGCGCGCGGCGCUGUCCCUUCUGCAGCGAGUCUACGGUUGACUUUUGCCCUCUAUCCUUAGGAUCAUGCGGCGCGGGAGUGUACUGCAUAAAUACAAGCCGGAGAUAGCACUCCAGUCCAGUUCCAGUGCUAGCUCUACCGUUUCUCUUCGGCUCGAGCAUCCAUGGACGCGGUGCGAGGAAGCGGUGCGACGCCGGCGGACCAGACAGUCCAGACGACAGGCACGGCGGCCGCCGCGCUGCUCAACGCGCUUGCCAGGGAGUUUGUGCCCAUGGGCGCCGCCGCCGACGUGCUGAACCCACUCGCCAAGGAGUCUUUGCCCGUGGGCGCUGCCGCCGCGUUUAACCCGCUCGCCAGGGAGUUCGUGCCGUGGUGGCGCGUUGGGGGCGGAUCAAGGAGGGGGCUCUCCGCGGACGCGCCGGAGUUCGUCGUGACGCAGGGGCUCUACUUGCAGGAUCCCACGGUGGUCGGCUACCCUGCACACGGCACCGGCGUCUACAUCGGCAAUGCCGUCCCAACGAGGACCUGGAGAAGAUCAUCAAGGGUUAGCAACUACUCGCAACAGGGAAGGGCCAGGCAUUCUUACCGGGUUCAAAGGAUCCACAACGAAGAAUUUGUGAGAAGAACAACUUAUGUUGGCGAUAUUGAUCACACCGUCACCGAAGAAAUGUUGGCUGGGCUCUUUGGUAUAUGCGGAGUCGUUGUAGAUUGCCGUCUUUGCGGAGACCCCACUUCUGGUUUUCGCUUUGCAUUCAUAGAGUUUCAGUAUCAGGGGGAUGCGUAUCUUGCGCUGCAUCUUGAUGGGAUCAUUAUAGGACUUCACCCUCUGAAGGUAGCACCUUCUAGGAAUGCAAUCGUGCCUAUCAAGCAUUCGUUUCUUCCUCGGCCUCAAGAGGAAAAGGAGAGGUCUUCAAGGACAGUAUAUUGAAUUAAUAUUGAACAUAUGGUCACUGCCGUCGAGCUAAAGGACUUCUUCCAAACAUAUUUUGGCUCGGUUUCUCAUGUAAGGCUUUUGGGUCAUAACAACCAUGCCACUCAAAUAGCUUUUAUUGAGUUCGUGGAGGUUAGUGGCACUAUUAUUGCUUUGAGCUCCAGCGGCAUAUACAUGAGAGGCCUUCCUAUCAGGGUGGUCCCUUCAAAGACACCAAUCAGGACAACCUUCAAUGCUAAUCUGCGCCUUGAUAAUUAACUGUUGCCUCUCUAUCAGUUGUGCCUUAGAAAAUGAGGUGUUUUAUCUAGAGGCCAACUCGUCAACUACCCGUUUAGGCAAUUGAUGCAUGUGAAUGCUAGUUCAGUACUAUGUUGUCGAUAUUAUAGUCCUCCUAGACUCUUGUACCCGAACAGAUGAUGUCAGACUUUCACAGAACACAUACCUUGACAUAAUCUUGAAGGAGUUCAAGAUGGAUCA
This is a messenger RNA of Aegilops tauschii subsp. strangulata, 1541 nucleotides long. Its product is annotated as polyadenylate-binding protein-interacting protein 8-like. Gene Ontology annotation, molecular function: RNA binding. Lineage: Eukaryota; Viridiplantae; Streptophyta; Magnoliopsida; Poales; Poaceae. The record is from RefSeq and is a predicted model, not a curated record.